AUGUCGGGAGUUGAUCCCUCCAUCGAACUCGUUUUCGGGCCGCCUGUUGCUGGUGUUGAUUUAAAUGAAAGUAUAACGGCGGCAUAUGACAUCGUGUCUUGUGUGGUGCUCGGAAUAGCAGCUGCAGCAGUAUGCUUGCGUUUUUAUGUCCGAACUAUGCGUGGAGCAAAUAGUUUGGCUAUCGAUGACUGGUUUGUUGUCUUAGGACUUGUAAGUCCAGCUCUUUCUCUGAUCGCGAUGACUUCCUUCUGCAUCUUUUGCGAUAGCUCCUAUACCCCGGACAAGAAAAUGAAUACACAGUUUCUAACACUGACGUUUUCUACUCGAAAAGCUGGAGCAUAUGGAUCGGGUACACAUGUGUGGUCGACGACAUUGCCGCGGCUCGUGGUGUUGUUGAAGGUUGUAUUUGCCGAGCCCUGGGUCUACGCUGCAUCCGUAACAUCAACUAAGAUCAGCAUUUUGCUCCUCUACCGGCGAUUGUUCUACACAGGCGAAGGCGACAUGCUAGUUAUUAACCGCAUCUUUACCAUAAUGUACUGGGUUGCCACAACCUUCACCUGCGCCUACCCUAUUAUUAUGUGGAUCGUAAUGGCAGCAGCCUGUCGGCCAUUGAACUUCUUCUGGAUGCAAUACGCCGGCGCGACAGAAGGAAAGUGCAUUAAUACUUUGAUGUUCUUCCUGGUCUUUGGAAUUGUUAACAUGGUCAAUGAUGUUAUCAUCUUGAUUGUCCCGAUUCCUCGAAUUUUAAAACUCCACAUGAACAAACGCAAGAAGUUUUCCGUCGCGGGUAUAAUGUUGCUUGGUAGCUUUGUCUGUGUCGCCAGUAUAGUACGCAUCUACUACCUAACGCUCCUGACCACCGCAGUCGACAUAACAUUCAUCCUUGGCCCCGCUUUCGGGUGGUCUAGUCUAGAGCCCUCAGUCGCAAUCAUCGGCGCCUGUCUACCAACAUAUGCGCCUCUCUUCCGCGGUAUUCGCAACAAGGGCUCGAAUACCGGGACCAGUCAAAAGGGCUCGCACCAUAUAAAUUUGAGCCAGACGCCAAAUUUUCUCAAGCAGCAGUCGCACUUUCGCAUUGAGGAAUCAGACGAAGUCGAGCUGACAAGCAAGAAAAGCUAUUUCCAGAGCACGGGAGGAAGUCGUGAUGGUGAGGGGAGUAUAGAGAGUGAGGACGGGGCGAGGUCAUCAAGAGAUGCGAGGGGAAUCACCGUCACAUCGCAAGUCCAGGUGGUGAGGGAUGUGGCGAGCGUACGACUUGUCCGCUUCCUAGCCAAGAACGGCCGCACAUACUAUGGAGAUGCCAUCCUACCCAAAGGAGUCUCAGACAUCGCGAAAGCUACUCAGGCCAAAGUGAUUACGGGCGAAAUAUUCGGGAAGCAUGAGGUCACAGAUCAAGUACAGGAUAUUCGGCUCUUACUUGCACCUUUAGCAAAUGAAGAUGUUAAGACUGUGAGGUGUUUGGGGUUGAACUAUGAGCAGCACGCUAAGGAGUACAAACCCAUCACAUCUCUUUCCGGCCCUACCGAUCCCAUUCCCAUUCAUCCAAUGGCUCAAGAAGGCGCAGGUCUUGACUACGAAUGCGAACUUGUUGCUGUUAUUGGGAAGUCCUGCUCCGAUGUCCCAGAAUCCAAAGCUUUAGAUUAUGUUCUCGGUUAUGCCGUAGGUGACGAUGUAUCGCAUCGGGAAUGGCAAAUUCAACGUGGAGGUGGUCAAUGGGCGCUCGGAAAGGGAUUCGAUGGAUGGGCCCCUUACGGUCCGGGCAUUGUCUCCAGUCAAUUGAUCAAAGAUCCGCAAAACCUUACGAUCUUUACAAAAUUGAAUGGGAAGACAGUACAAGAAAGUAGUACGAAGGAUAUGAUUUUCAGUGUGGCCAAAACCAUUGCCUUUUUGAGUCAGGGAACUACAUUGCUACCCGGUGAUUUGAUUUUUACUGGAACUCCACAAGGUGUAGGAAUGGGAAGAAACCCACAGGUAUGGUUGAAGGAUGGUGAUGUGGUUGAAGUUGGUCUAGAAGGUGUAGGCAGUUGCAUCAACAAGGUUGAGUUUACCCAGACCAAAGAGAAGGCGAAGUUAUAG
This is a messenger RNA of Botrytis fragariae, 2076 nucleotides long. Its product is annotated as putative pth11-like integral membrane protein. Gene Ontology annotation, molecular function: catalytic activity. The record is from RefSeq and is a predicted model, not a curated record. Lineage: Eukaryota; Fungi; Ascomycota; Leotiomycetes; Helotiales; Sclerotiniaceae. Bases 1 to 2076 code for a protein of 691 amino acids. The transcript has 7 exons.